Arachis duranensis is the source of this 1251-nucleotide messenger RNA. RefSeq lists its product as uncharacterized. The transcript has 3 exons. NCBI's taxonomy places the organism in Eukaryota, Viridiplantae, Streptophyta, Magnoliopsida, Fabales, Fabaceae. Bases 317 to 781 code for a protein of 154 amino acids. The record is from RefSeq and is a predicted model, not a curated record.
UUAGAGGCACAAUAAAUGCAUGCACGUUGUGAUCAACACAUCUAACUUGGAAUCUAAGGACAAUGCAAUUAACACUUGCACCUGCAUCUGCCUCAAGAGAAACCCAAUCACAAAGGGCAAAACAGAGAAAACAUGUCAAAAAUACAGAAAUGAGAGCAUCAACAGCACGUGUGGUGUGAAUCCUAUCUCCCAAUAAAGUCCCCUCUUCUUGCUCUUAUCUCCCUUCCCCUAUCUAUCCAUCUAUCUUGUUCUUGUUCUCACGUUCUCAGAUUCAGAGAGUACCUUCUUUCUUUCCUUCUCUCUCUGCCAAGUGAAGAUGAUGAAUAGCUGCAGGUACCAACAGAGCUACGAGGACAUGACUAUGGGAAUGGGAGGAUCACUGCUUUGCCCUAAACCUCGUCGAUUGCCUCUCUUCACCUGCCCCUCCCCCACCAGCUACCAUUCACCUGCUCGAGCUGACCUUCUGGACAUCAUCCUCCCCAAGGGAGGCUGCUACCCAGAAAGAACCGGGGAUCUGGUGGAAGUGGCGGCGGCGUCGCCACCGUUUUUCUGCGGAUCUCCACCAAGCAGGGCCUCGAACCCUGUAAUACAGGAUGAACAAUUUGGUAAUAAUGGGAAUUUUAGUCCAUUUACCAUGCCAUCCUCUUCUCCAUCAUCUUCAUCGGCUCCGAGAAGCUGUGUUCCCAUGAAAUUUGGCCACGCUCCGGCUGCCGUCAGGAUUGUAGGUUUUGAGUCUCUUAGCAGAGAUAGGAGCAACUGCAGCAUCUCUGCGGUAGCGUAAACCAUUUUUGAAAGGUAAAGAACAAAAAAGGCGAAAAAGGGUGAUUCCAAUAGUCUAAUAACCAGGAAGCAGAGAAAAGGUAGAGGAUUUUAAAUCAACCAAGUUGAAAUUAGCAGAGGAGAUUCUUUUUGUUUGUUUUUUUGGAAAGAGGAGCUAAUCUUUAUUCAGUGUUGUUUAGUGUGAAUUACAUGUAUAUAUUGGUCCAUGAAAGUUUCUGUUUAUUAGUAAUGUCAUGUAUAAAUGAGAAAAGGAGGGUUUUCAUCUUCCUUGGAUGAAUAAGAAGAGGUCAAUGCAGAGAGAAGAAGAAAAAAGGAAGCAAAAUCCUUGUUCUUGUUCUUCUAGUUUCUUUUUCUCCCUUGUUAGGCUUUAUGGAGACUCUGUAAUUGGGCUGUGUCUGCGAGUCACGUCCUCCUACUUUUGUGAUUGUAAUUCGGAGGAAAUUGAGAAUUAAUCUUUGAAAUUUCUGUGUA